This is a messenger RNA of Eucalyptus grandis, 7259 nucleotides long. RefSeq names its product disease resistance protein RML1B-like. The coding region runs from base 4194 to 4799 and encodes 201 amino acids. The transcript has 12 exons. Gene Ontology annotation, cellular component: cytoplasm; prefoldin complex. Gene Ontology annotation, biological process: defense response; protein folding; tubulin complex assembly. Gene Ontology annotation, molecular function: tubulin binding; ADP binding; ATP binding. The record is from RefSeq and is a predicted model, not a curated record. NCBI's taxonomy places the organism in Eukaryota, Viridiplantae, Streptophyta, Magnoliopsida, Myrtales, Myrtaceae.
GUAAACUUCGAAGAAGGUCAGCCACCUAAAAUUUGCCCAAUCUAUUUUACAGAGUUAACGCUGAAAGUCCAGAGAGCGUUAGCUUCCAUGCUCGCUAUUUUGACGAAUUUCCAUAAAAAAAUAUCCUGACUGUGAAAAAUCUCCUACUCUUCCCUCAGUCUCUCCCCUCCACCAAUCGGUCACCGCAAAGCCUCCGCCACCUCGCCGUCGCCUCGCCGUCGCCGUCGACGUCGACUUCGACGUUGUAUCCCCUUCCCGUGCCGUCACCCCUCGUCGUAGAGCCUCCGGCCAUCGCCUGCGCCGAUCGUUUCUCGUCCCUCUCGGCCAAGCCACCGUCUCUGUCCGCGACUCUCUCCUCGAGGCAGCGGACGAGGCCGGAUCUGGGCUUGGCGAGAUUGGAAUUUGGAAGCGAUGGUCCCCCACUCCCCACUCAUUGCUUGAAGGAAGGCCGCAGGUAACUUCCUGGCAAACGCAGCGAAAGUGAGAGAUCUCUCUCCGUUGCUUUAUCAAGUCGCUACAAGGAUCAGACUCGGACUUCCCAAGUCACCGGACAGGCCCAAUUCGGAGAUCCAUCUCUGCAUCGUCCUUCCAGAAUGAAGAGAAAGAGGGAGGAAAAAGAGACGGAGACGGCAGCUUCAACAAGCAGUAGCCGAGAUGACGGAUCGGGGAGUAGCUACGAGGUGUUCCUGAGUUUCAGAGGGCCCGACACCCGCUUAACCAUGGCUGAUUGUCUCUACAAUGACCUGAUCCGUGCGGGGAUCCGUGCUUUCAAAGACAACGAAGAGCUCCGAUUUGGUGAAGAGAUUAAAGGUGGUCUCUUGCAAGCGAUCAAUGACUCCAGAAUUUACAUCCCGAUUUUCUCCAAGGACUACGCUUCAAGUAAGUGGUGCCUCCGUGAACUGGCACGCAUAGUGGAGCUAUCGAGAGCUAACGAUGAGAAAGUGAUCCUCCCUAUAUUUUACAACGUGGACGUGGAUGAUGUCAAGCUUAAGACUAAGUUAUAUCGGAAAGCCCUUCAGAAGCACAAGAGCGACUAUGGGAAGGAUUUAGUAAAGAAGUGGAAGAAGGCCUUAAGAGAGGUUACUAGAAUUAGUGGAAGGAAGCUAAAAGAUCACGGCCUAGAUGAACUCAAGAAUCUCACUGUCAAAGAGGUUUCUAGUUUGUUAUGGACAAGGACAGAUGUGCCUGAUAAUUUGGUGGGAAUUAAGGAUCGGUCGAGAUAAGAUCAUGAAGCUAUUAGAUCUAGAAGCUUUUGAUGUACAGUUCAUCGUGAUUCAUGGUAUGGGUGGCAUCGGAAAGACAACAUUGGCUGAGACUGUCUUUAGACAAAUCUCCUCUCAAUUUCAUGGUAAUUGUUCCUUUCUUAAAGAUGUCCGGAUUCAUGAUAUAAUAGACUUACAAAAGAAAUUGUUGUUCGACAUUCUCAAUUUGAGUUGCACAAACCUCUCCUUCAUUGAUGACAUGAUCAAGACAAGAUUUCGCGACAAGAAAGUUCUCAUUAUUCUUGAUGACAUUGAUAAACGAGACCAAAUCAUGAGACUUGCAGGCGAGCCCAACUGGUUUGGUGGGGGUAGUAGAAUCAUCAUAACGACAAGGAAUAUUGAAUUCCUAGUAAACGAAGGUGAGGAUGACAAUGUCCCAGCUUCUAAUAGCAGACAAUUUUCAUUCUACGAUAUGCCAGAGAUGAAUUCACAUGAUGCUCUUCAACUUUUCUGUGAGCGUGCCUUGGGAUGUGCCAAGCCUCCAACUAAGUACAUGGACAUUACAAAUAAGCUAAUCAAGGCACUUGGAAGACUUCCGUUGGCUCUCAAUGUCGUAGGUUCCACACUUCGCGGAAAAUGCCAAGAUAGAUGGGAAAACGUCCUAUCUAAGUUGAAUGAGGUGAUGAAUGAGGAUGUCAAGAAGAAGUUGAUGAUAAGCUACGAAGCAUUGGAACCUAACCAGCAACAAAUUUAUCUUGAUAUCGCAUGUUUCUUCAUUAACAAAAAGAAAACGAUUGCAAUUAAAUAUUGGGACGCAGUCCUUGGGUAUUCCGCCGAAAUCGAAGUGAAGAUCCUCAUAUGUAUGUCUCUAAUAAAGAUCAAGGACAAUGAUGAUUUAUGGAUGCACGAUCAGCUUAGAGACCUCGGAAGGGGUAUCGUCCACUCGGAAAGCUGCAACAUACAUCAAAGGGGUAGCAGAUUGUGGUCACCCAAGGAUGCCUUCCAUAUAGUGCAGAGAAAGAAGGGAACAGAGAACAUAAUAGGGCUUAAUCUUGGCACACCCAAACUGAUGCAACGUACAUAUUUAAAUGUAAGGAAUUUGCGAGGUUGGUCAACCUUAGGUUCCUUCAAUUGGACCAUGGAAACUUCAAAGGAAACUUUAAAGAUCUUUUCUCAGAGUUAAGAUGGCUCUCUUGGAGCAAUUGCCCUUCAGAAUUCCAAGCUACUAACUUUGGGUUAAAGAACCUAACGGUUGUCAUGCUUUCUGGGAAUAACAUUACUAAAGAUUGGGAAGGAUGGCGUCAAAUCAUGGUGGCAGAACAGUUGAAAGUCUUGCAACUCGAGGAUUGUCCAUCCCUUAGAAAGACGCCCAAGUUCUACGCCAUCUCGCAACUGGAGAGAUUGAUUCUUAGAUGCUCUCAACUAAGAAAGAUUGACAAGUCUGUCGGCAAUUUGCAACAUCUUGAUUACCUAGAAAUAAUGUGUGAAGCAAUUAAGUCACUACCAGAGUCCAUCGGCGAUCUAAAAUCUUUGACAGAGCUAAGAAUAUUGUCUCAUAGAAUCUCAAUUUUGCCUCCCUCGAUUGGUAAUUUAAAGGAUUUGAAGCAUCUAAUCUUGGAAUGCAGGGAACUUCAAAAGCUUCCCAACUCUAUUGGAAAAUUGGAUUCACUACUUGAGCUAGAUGUCAACGGGUCAAAUAUCAGUCAAUUACCUCGUUCUAUUGGAAAGUUUGAAAGGUUGAAAGUUUUAUGUGUCUCAAAUUGCGGCCUAGAAAAGCUACCACGCUCAAUUGGGAGGCUCCAGUCAUUGGUCAAGUUGGAUUUGAGCUCAUCACAUAUUAGGAUCUUACCUAAAUGUAUUGGAAACUUAAAAAUGUUGAAGGUACUAAAUCUAGAAAAUAGCCGCCGCAUAAGUGAAAUUCCAAAAACCAUAGGAAUGUUGAAAAAUCUGGAAGAGUUACGUGCCCCAUAUGGAGAUCUGGAAAGGGAAAUUCCAAGUGAAAUCGGGGCACUAUCCUCAUUGAAAAUUCUAGACUUAAGAGAUGGCCGCUUUAGGGGAUUGCCGACAACCAUCAAUCAACUUACAAAUCUCCAAAGACUUCGGUUACAGGGGUGCGAUUCAAUUCAACAGUUGCCGGAGCUUCCCAAGAGUCUAACGCAUUUAGCCUUUUCACCGGUUUCGCUGACUGCGAUCCCCGAUUGCUCAAACUUAACCAAUUUAGUUGACCUUUGGAUAGUCGGAGAAUCAAUGCAAAAACCUAACAUAGAGGGGAUUUUGAGAUUACCUGCUUUGAGGAAAAUGACCUUGUUAGUUGGAAAAAUGGCCUUGCCUCCAACCGAUUUCAGUUCACUCUCUCAGCUACAACGUCUCAAGAUAAGUUGUGUUGAGCCCCAAUUUCUUAUUGGGCUCCCAUCCAGCCUUCAAUGGUUGAGUUUGACUGAUGUCCGGUCACCGAUAGAUUGGUUAGUCUUUUCCAACUUGGAGAAUUUGUCAAGGCUGCUUCUUUGUGGAUAUUCGUUGAGAGAGCUUCGAUUUGAGGCACUUGGAGAGCUACGGAAAUUAAAGCACUUGUAUAUGGUCGACUGUCUAUGGCUCAAGACGUUAACCCUUCCACCUGGUUUGAAGGAGAUCCGACAUUUGUUCCUGCACAAAUUGCCUCUGCUAACUGAUAUUCAGGGUUUGGGAGAAUUGAAAUCAUUGCAGGAUUUGUAUAUUAUGACAUGCAAUUCCAUCAAAAGCUUAAACGAAUCCGAUCUGUCUAAUCUACAGAAUCUAAAAAGUUUGUACUUAUCUGUGUGUGACUCACUAGAGAGCGUGUUGGGUGUGCCAAAAUCUUGUAAACUCAUCGUCAUUGGGUGCCCGAAGCUCAACAGAGAUGGAUAAGAUCAACAAUGUAGUGAAGGGAGCUUAUGGUCAGAAUCUGUAGAAUUUCAAUGAGAUGAUGGGAUUUCCUGAGAUUGUGGGGUUUAACUACCUACCAUUGUUUCCCUGAUGCAUUCUUCUCCUCUAAGGCCAAUGUCAAAUGUUCUUUUACAUGGACGUACAACCUUUGGCAAGACACAUUGUUGGUGCAGCAACAGCAGUUUGUUUUCUUCAAUCCAUGUCAGUGAAAGGGCUGAGAUGUUGGAUAAGUACAUUGAAACUUCUGAGCAAGCUACACUGCUUGCUAAUUUUGAAGUCUCUGAAGGCAUAUAUUUAAGAGCUCACAUCGAACAUACUGAUUCAAUUUGUUUAUGGCUGGGAGCAAAUGUUAUGUUGGAGUAUUUGUGCGAAGAGGCCACAACUCUUCUACAAAAUAACCUAGAAAAUGCUAAAUCAAGUUUAGAAGUUCUUGUUGCUGAUCUAAACUUCUUAAGGGACCAAGUGACAAUCAUACAGGCACUGCUUGCUGAUUUUGAAGUCUCUGAAGGCAUAUAUUCAAGAGCUCACAUCGAACAUACUGAUUCGAUUUGUUUAUGGCUGGGAGCAAAUGUUAUGUUGGAGUAUUCAUGUGAAGAGGCCACAACUCUUCUACAAAAGAACCUAGAAGCAAGUUUAGAAGUUCUUGUUGCUGAUCUACAAUUCUUAAGGGACCAAGUAACGAUCACGCAGGCUUGAGGCUAUAUAUUGGGGAGGCAUGUUAACGACAACCUGGAGGGUAGUAAUAUCGCACUUAUGUGAACUAGAAAAAAAUUGAAGGUUGUUGUAGGACCGUAUUCUUUAGUUUUGCAGCUUGAAUCAAGGUAGCACAAUGUGUACUUCUGGAGACUUUGUUCUCCCCAUUUCGACUAGAUGAAUGAAUUAUGUGUUGCUCUGUGAUCGCAAGCGUUAGAUGACAAGUGAUUUCGGUUAGGUUUAGUGAGAUUUACUGCAUUAAAACGAGCUUGCCAAGUAAAACGAUUUUGAUUGAGAACCUCUUGGGCUUGAGUUUUCACUUUUUAUGUUGUGCGCUAGUUUUGAAAUGAUAUAUGGUCUAUCUGUUUUGUCUUGUUUCCGCUUGGUCAUACGUGUUAGAAAGAACUAAUCUAAAUUUGAAUUCGGGGAAAAACAUGGAGAGAUGUCUUUUUUGCUCGAUGAGGCAUUUACUUUCUUGAAUUCUUAUUUGUUGUGCUGAUGAUAUGUAUUUUUCUUUUUCCUUUGCUGAUUUUAGUUGGGUCUGGGAAUUUGAUGAUUUUGACUCCUGGAUGAAUUAAAUUAGGCAAAUGCAACAACCUGGGUUGCUCCCCUUUGUACAAUCUUUGUUUCCCGUAGUUCCAGAGAUAUAAGUUGGAUUAUCUGAUGCUGCACAAUCAAAGAUCACUAUCAACUUUACUUCACGUCUGAUGUGAAUGGUUGUAGUUGCAAUUUUCAAGUAUCCCAUACUUGAAGUUCUGAUUCUCCAGCAAUAAUUAUUAGCUUUCUUCAUCUAUUUAUGAAGAUUCCUGGAAUGCAGUCAACUAUUCAUGCUGAAAUGUCUUUAGGUGUAAAGGCGGGGAUCUAUAUGAGCAACUUAAAGUUGUUUGCUGGGCAAACAUUUUCAGGCUAACAGUCCUAUUCCGCUUAGGCAUUCAAUGGCUUAAUGUACAGAGUAUUAACCAUAGCUUUUGUUUGCUGAAGUACUCAUUCUCAGUAUUCAUAAUUAGGUUAAUCAAAGUACAUAAUUUGUCUCAUAGAUCUUGGUAAGUCAGUCAAGUAGUAGACAUUUGGGAGACUGAAACUUAGAAGGUCCAUGACUUCCUCUAUAUUAAUGAGUGUGCUUGUCACAUACUUCAUGCUAUUUGAUCGCUUAAUUCACUUUAUCUUGCAAGAUGAGGAAUUCAUUAUUUUGUUAGAAAAAGAAGUUGCUCCUCAUACUCAACAUGUGCGAGGAUCCUAUUAUUGUUUUAUGAGUGUCUUUCCUGAUUGAGUAUCUGGAUGAGCAAUACUAAUCUAUGUGUAGGUUCUUAAGUGUCUGUUUUCCAUUAAGUGCUGGACUUUCUGUGUAACGUCAAAGUCAUCCUUUGAUGAUAAGCUGUCUAAACCUCUUUUAGCAGAUUGACAAUAUAGUGAAGGGAGCCUAUGGUCAGGCUCUACAGUGGGAUUACCUGAGAUUGUGGGGCUUAACUACCUACCAUUGUUUCCCUGAUGCAUUCUUGUCAGUGAGCUAAAUUAUGCAUGGAUUUUGUUCAAGAAAGCUUGUAUAACUGCAUUGGUUGUGUCUCAGCUGUAGCUGUUGUUUAUUCUUUCUGGUGGCUUAUUACACCUUUCCUCAUCUUGCUCUCUCUCUCUCUCACUUUGCUAAGAUGUGGUCAUUGUUAACGUGUUAAAUAAACCUAUUUCAUCUUCGUGUCUAUCAUUCUUAUAUUUGCUGAUAAAAUGUUCUUCGGCAAGCUCCUCUAAGGCCAUGGUCGAAUUUUCUUUUAAAUGGACAUCUAGGCUUUGGCAAGUCACACAUUGUUGGUGCUGCAGCAGCAGCUUGUUCUCUUCAAUCCAUAUCAGUGAAAGGCUGAGCUGUUGAAUUAAUACAUUGGUACUGCUGAGCAAGUUAUAAGAGGCUUCUUUUCAACUACACUGAUGCUGAUUGAAUUCCAUUGUGCAAUCUUGCAUUAUACUUUGUUAUUUCCGAACAUUUCACAUUUUGUGCUUUCUUUUGUUGCUUUUGCAUGCAUUUAAUAGAGUCUCUUCAGGUAUGCUAGCAGUCAAAAUAGGAUAACUAGUAGCAGCAAUGAGGAUCCUCCCAUAACCACUAAAGAGGCCAAGUUAAAACGGUUGAUGAGUUUCUAAUGCAUGAAUGAGAGAAUCGUCUAUGGCCAUUUGAUUAAGAGAAAGAUUAAAGAAGUAAAAUAUUUGAAGAUUUUCUCUAAUAAAAAUUUGGAAUUGGUGAUCAAAUGUCUACUGGAUUUCCUAUUUUGCACAUUGAUGGCAUUGAUUUUGUCAGCAAAAGGGAGAAAUUUGGAAUAUUUGAGAGUAACGGCAGUUAAAAAAUACAGGUUCUGGAUAUAUUCUCUAAGGCAGCAGCUGCAGUUCCUUGCCUUCACUUUUUCGAUGAAAUUAACCCCAUUGCUCCAAAGAGGGAUAAUAAGGGGUUCACUGACCAUGUCAUCAAUCAAGUCAGUUUCU